Messenger RNA from Phytomonas sp. Hart1, 712 nucleotides. The record is from the annotation of a GenBank genome assembly. Lineage: Eukaryota; Euglenozoa; Kinetoplastea; Trypanosomatida; Trypanosomatidae.
GCUUCUACGCUUCCAAUAGGCUUUUUUUCAAUAACACUCCCACACAACAGCAACUUCCAAACUCACAAUGGCUGAAACGACUUUCGUUGAGGAAACCCCCGUGAUUGAGGACGCCGCCCGUGUUGUAGAUGAGGAGCCAAGCUCCCUCGAGGACGCCAUUCGGAUUGUCAUUCAAAAGUCCCUUGAGGCUAACGGCCUGGUACGUGGCCUUACUGAAGUCGCUCGUGCACUGGAUCGGAACGUUGCCCACCUUUGCAUCUUGGCCGAGGACUGUGAGGAUGGAGAUUACAAGAAGCUUAUUACAGCCCUCGCGAAGCGCGGUUCGAUCGAUCUCAUUAAUGUGGGAAGUCGUGUGAAGCUCGCCGAGUGGUCUGGCCUUGUGCGCAAGAAUUCCGCCGGUGAAAUCACGAAGACUUUGAAGUGCUCCAGUGUUGUCAUUUACGAUUUUGGUGAGAAGACACGAGCUAUGGAAUACCUGUUGUCUCAUCUCCACUAAGUCAUUCGUCAUUUUUAUUUGGUAAUACGGGAUAGGAAAACAAAGGGCGAAGUAAUUGUUUAUUAUUUCGAUUUAUAAGAAAUUUUUUUUUAAAUUUUCCCAUUUGAUUUUCAUUUGACGCAGAUUAUCAAAGAAAAAGGUGAAGCACACAAUGAGAGCUACUAAUCCGAACGCGUAAGAAGUUUUGUAUCUUUUUUGUUCUUUUCUAAGAUAAAA